CGGCGGCGGCGGGGAGUGACGGAGGUGGCGGGGUGGCACGUGCCGCGCGGAGCGGCGGUUGAGGGCUGUGCUGGCGCGGGGAGGAAGCAGAUUUGUACCCGUUUCCCGGGAGCUACUGACCGCCCGCCGACAUGGUGGUUUUCACGUGCAACGCCUGCGGGGAAUCUGUGAAGAAAGCACAAGUUGAAAAACAUGUGAACAUCUGCAGGAGCUGUCAGUGCCUCUCCUGCAUGGACUGCGGCAAGGAUUUCUGGGGUGACGAUUAUAAGGAACACGUGAGGUGUGUAAGUGAAGACCAGAAAUAUGGUGGAAAAGAUUUUGAAGCCAAAACUAACAAAGGAGAUGUUAAGCAACAGGAGUGGAUUCAGAAAAUUCAUGAAGUAAUGAAGAAGCCAAACAUAAGCCCUAAAGUGCGGAACAUUCUGGAGCAAAUGCGUGUCUUUGAUAAUAUUCCAAGAAAAAAAGUAAAGUUUCAGAAUUGGAUGAAGAACAGUUUGAGAAUCAGUGACAGCACUUUGCAAGACCAGGUGUGGGAUAUUUUCUCCGAAGCAACCAGAAAUAUCUCAAGUGAAAAAGAACAAGAUAAACCAAAACAGAAGGAAGAGAGGCAAUCUGCAGAAACUGCGGAAAAAGCAAUAGCAGAAGAAAAUGGAAUCGCAGAUGAUAAAAUUGAGAGGAAAAAGAAUAAGAGAGAACGAAAAGAAGAAAGACAAAAGAACAAAAAGAAGGAGAAAAAAGACUUGAAAUUAGAAAACCAGACAGAAGUAAAAAAGAGUAAAAAGUCCAAAAAAGGAAAGGAGAGCUCGGAGAAUGAAUUUGAAAUAAAUGGAAACAGCCAUCAGCCUGAAAUAGAAGUGGAAACAAACGUAAAGAAACGCAAACAUAAACAUGCAGAAGAGGAACCUCAUAUCACAACAAAAAGAAUGAAAACUGAAAACAUUUCAGAAGACAUGGAAACAGAAAACACCGAUGGCAACGAAGAAAAUGUGGGAACAGACAAAGGUAAAUUCAAUUGGAAAGGAACCAUCAAAGCUGUUCUGAAACAGGCUCCAGACAACGAAAUUUCAAUUAAAAAACUAAGAAAAAAGGUUAUAGCUCAAUAUUACGCAGUGGCUGGUGAACAUCACAAAUCAGAAGAGGAUAUUCUAGUCAUAUUUAAUAAGAAAGUGAAUAACAAUCCCAAAUUUAAAGUUUUAAAGGACAAAGUUAAACUCCUGAAAUAAGAGUUUGCAUACUUUUGAUAAUCUUUGCAUUUUAAUCUUGCAGACUGAGUCAAAUUCUUCUGUCAGCUGUACAAAUACUAUGCGUUGGUUUCAAUUUAAAUUGUGUAUGUGAGAGCAGAAUUUAACUUUUAAGUCUGGAUUCCUUCUCUUUUUCUAGAUUUAUCACAGAACACUUUCAGAUAUUUUAUUUUUUGAUUUUAUGGAAAAUGUAUAUUUUUUGGUAAAAGGCUACUGUAUUAAAAUUCUUCCAGUAAUGGAUGUAAUUUAUAGGUGUGAAUGUUUAUCAGGGCCUGGGUUGUGUGGCUUUUUGCAGAAGCUAUUUUAAGAGCAAAUAGGAUUUUCAUAUUCAAAAACCCACCAGGCAAUAAAUGUUUUGUUAUGCUAAUAUUCAAAAUGGUGUGACUGGUGUCUGCUUCACGCACUGUAGCUAGAAUAUGCAGGCUUUAAUAAUGCGUUAAUUUGGUGUUAUGAAACGCCCGGGUUGGUUGUCCAUCCCAUCCCAAGAAGAGAUCACGGAUUCCCCCCUCAACCCCUGGCCAACCCCCAUUUAUAUACCAUGAUGUCCAUGGUAUGGAAUAUUCCACUGUCUAUGCUCCUUCUCUGCUUCUAUGGUAGACUGAAAAAAGUCCUUGAUAUCAUUUAGCAACAACUAAAACAAUAUACAUUAUUAACAUUCCUCUCAAAUCUGAAAACGCAGCAGCCACUAGAAAGAAAAUAAACUAUAUCUCAGCUGAAACCAGGACAAAAAAUUAAAGUGUCUGUCAAGUUUGUGUAUGUAAUAUUGCACAUUCAGACUGAGUUAACAGUAUAUGUAUAGCUACUGAAUGUUUUAAUUAGUGAUGCAACUGACUUCAAUAUAAGUGGUCACAUGGACUAAAAAUUGACCGAUGAAAUAAUUUAAUUUAAAACACCACCUUAAAUAUAAUAAAUCUUGCCACUUUGAUGGUAUAAUAAAUCCACAAAUUAUAUACAACUUGAAGAGGCUUUUAUAUUGCAGUCAGUGAAACACUUCAAGCAGGUCAGAAAUUUUACAAGUAUGAAAUUUAGAGGGAUUUAAUCAAUUGCAAAAUACUUCCAGAUAGGGAGUUUCCUACCAUGAAGUGAUCUGUUAAAAACAGCGGUAGAAAUCCAGUGAAAAUUUCUUGCAGUAGACAAUAUGAUGUUUUGGAAAAUUGCAUAGUGAUUUGAAGCAGAUACACUUUUAUAAAAGUCCAUAAUGAAAAUAUCUGAAUUUAUAGAAAUAUUGAAUGUAUUAAAAAUAUAAAUAUGAAAAAAAUAACUGAUACACUGGGUCCAGUUUUUCUGUAUUUGUCUUAUUAUAAAAGUUGUAAUAAAAAUAUCUAAUAAAUAUAA
Messenger RNA from Calidris pugnax (ruff), 2576 nucleotides. RefSeq names its product Ly1 antibody reactive (gene LYAR). Gene Ontology annotation, molecular function: DNA binding. Gene Ontology annotation, cellular component: nucleolus. Gene Ontology annotation, biological process: rRNA processing; negative regulation of transcription by RNA polymerase II. The coding region runs from base 132 to 1223 and encodes 363 amino acids. The transcript has 9 exons. NCBI's taxonomy places the organism in Eukaryota, Metazoa, Chordata, Aves, Charadriiformes, Scolopacidae. The record is from RefSeq and is a predicted model, not a curated record.